Molecule: messenger RNA, 738 nt
Organism: Hyaloscypha bicolor E
Lineage: Eukaryota; Fungi; Ascomycota; Leotiomycetes; Helotiales; Hyaloscyphaceae
Exons: 1
Coding region: 49-732 (227 amino acids)
Source: RefSeq, a predicted model, not a curated record
CACCAAUUGGCUUUCAGCCCCCAGAGUUAACGUGCGUUAUUACCAGCGAUGCGGAAGGUCGUCGGAGACAGAGCUUACCCCUUUCGCCACCAACACACCAACCUCUUCCCGCCUCCGACUCCUGAUCGCCCUCCCCUCGGAACCUGCUAUGAAGAGUUAGGCGAAGAUGAAGAUGCAGAGAUCCCGAUGAUAUACUACUCCCUAUUAAUCCAAACACCCCCAAAAAUACCUUAUGUUUCUGCAGUUCCAGAACCAAGCACGCCGCCACCUUUCACUUUCGAUAUGGAGCGUCCUCCCACUCUAUCAUCAACCGCACCAGCGAACCUCACAGGUCUACUACAAGAUGUGUUGGGAAUAAUGAACACGAUAAUGGAUUCGCGAGCCGAGGUAGGGGAGGAAGAUGCGAUCUUGCAAGAGUUGACUGAGUUGGUGAUUGUCAUGCAGGAGGAGGCUGAGAUGCUGGUUGAGGUUCGCGAUUUGAUGAAGGAAUAUUGUGAAGGAAUGGAGGUUGAGGUUGAGGUUCGGGAAAUGGAAGUGUGGUGCUUUGAGUUGGGGAUUGGGAAUGAGGAUGGAUUGAAUAAGGAGACAGAGGUAAAGAGGUUAGGGCAUGGAAGGGGGGAUUCCAGGCGGGGACUGGAUGAUUAUGGUGAUGGUAACUUACUAGGUGAGAAGAUUGAAGGAGGUGAUUUUAUGGAUGACAGGAGUUUGGAGGAGAUGAAAGCACAGAGUUGACUUGUU